Molecule: messenger RNA, 5296 nt
Organism: Dermacentor andersoni
Lineage: Eukaryota; Metazoa; Arthropoda; Arachnida; Ixodida; Ixodidae
Biological process (GO): signal transduction
Source: RefSeq, a predicted model, not a curated record
GAGCUCGGUGCCGCGCGUCGAGCGGGCGCACAACGCGGCGGACGCGCUCGGGCGUUGCGGCGCAACGUGCGUGACCAUGUCGGCUUCCAGUUCGGGCGGCGGAGGCGCGUGCGCGGCGCUGUACGGGGCCCUGGCGCUCGUCUACGUGGGGCUCGCGGCCGACUUUUACGUCACCUACAAGCUGUCCGGCGACGUGAGCGUCUUGCGCAGCCUGGUGGCUCCUAGUGGCGAUUCCGGCGGUGAUUUUGCCCGCGGAGGCGGCAGGACCGGGGUUCCGAGUGAGCUUACGACGGGUGACUUGCACGGGUCCUCCGAGGGAGCGAUCUCUCGCCAGCGGCGGAGUGCUCAUCGACGCGGCAGAAAAGAAGCGGCGGCGGCCCGUGCCCGCGGUGCCGGCGAAAACUUUGACAGCGGCAGCAGCGGUGGUGACCACGACCAAAACGUUCCCAGCGUGGAGUUCUUUCCUCAGCCUCAGCAGGCGCCCGGUGGGCCGCACGACGGCAAAGGAUACGUGUGGCUCACUUCCUACUCCAGGAUACCGUUGGUGGUGCUGCAGGAGUUCUGCGAGUCAUCGCGGCGGUACUGCCCCCCGGGGGAAAAGGGCACUCCGGGACAUCCAGGCAACCCAGGCCUAAAGGGUGACAAGGGCGAGCGUGGUGACCGCGGGUUUCCGGGCGAACCAGGCAGCAUUGGCCCGCACGGGCCGCAAGGCAUGCCGGGACUACUUGGUCCAAAGGGUGAAUCCGGUUCAUCAGGCUCACCUGGUCUGGACGGACGCGACGGCCUUCCAGGAGAGCCAGGCCUGGAUGGCGUUCCAGGUCGGGACGGUGUAGACGGGCUACCCGGACGCGACGGGCACCACGGGACGCCUGGGAUACCCGGAAGACCUGGUCUAAAUGGCACCGACGGUAUUCCUGGAAUGCCGGGACCACGUGGUCCUCCAGGCCUGCCCGGGCCACCAGGAGUCCCAGGAACACGUGGGAAAAAAGGAGCGCCGGGCCAUCCCGGAGCAGCCGGUCUACCUGGAAUCGCGACAUGGAAAUUGAGCUCUCACAACGUUACGGACGCUUCAAAACUUCUCAUCCCACCGUCCAUCGUGGACGUGUCCGAGCAGCAGCAAGUGCUGCUCAUGGAGGGCGAGCGGCUCAGCCUGCGUUGUCCGGCCACGGGUCAGCCGCAGCCCACAGUCACGUGGCGUAGGGACGACUCGGCCGCCAUACCGUUCGGCGCCUGGUACCUCACUUCAUUGGAGGGCGACACCUUUAAUGUGAGCCGGGCGACACGCGACCACAUGGGCUCCUACGUGUGCAUCGCCUCCAACGGCGUCCCACCACCCGCCAUGAAGAAGGUCAUCCUGGAGGUCACAUUCCCACCGCUGAUCAAGAUCCACAACUGGGCCGUGGGCGCAAGCAACGGCUCGAGCGCAGUACUGGAGUGCCUAGUCGAGGCGUUUCCACGAGCCUUGAACGCGUGGCUGUUCGGCGAUCAGGGCACAGCCGUGCAGCCCGGCGCGCGGCACACGCUGCGCGAGGAAGAGGCCGGCCCCUACGCCAGCCGCAUGCAGCUCCGCAUCGACCCCGUGUUGCCGCAGGACUUCGGCAUGUACAAGUGUGACAGCCGCAACGCACGGGGUCAUGCUGCCGGCGUUCUCACCGUAUUCCAACUGGACCCAUCUAAGAUGCCGCCAGCGACUGAGGAAACUAGUUAUACUCUCUACGGACAUGCUCCACCUCCCCGUGUCGUCGAGGCCGAGUGCCCCGUGUGCCCGGACUGCCCGUCGACGCACGAGUGCUCCCCAAGCAGGAAAGCAGGAAAACCUGGCCUCUUCAAUGUUGAAAGCAUAGAAACAGUCUACAAUAGGUCCCACUGGCUCCCGCUGAAGCCGCGUGAUACAGAAUGCCGUGCGAAGCGCCGCUACCUGGUCAAGGUGGGCAAGCCGGUGCUGUUCCGCCACAACAACGCCUCGUGGGGCGCCUGGAUGCGCGACUCGUUCAAGCGCGCCUUCGACGCCAGCAAGUUCUGGGUGACGCUGGACGGCGACCGCACCACGCUGCUGGAGUACGUGGACGGCCACUUCACGCGCCGCUACUCGCUGCCGUACGCAUUUCGCGGCAACGCGCAAGUGGUGUACAACAACUCGCUCUUCUACCACCACGAGAACACCGACAGCAUCGUGCGCUUCGACCUGGGCAACAAGUCGACCGCGGCGCUGUCACUCUCGCGCGACUUCUCCAGCAGUCGGCUGCUGUACGCGACGCAGCACAACGCCAUGGACAUCCUGGCCGACGAGAACGGCCUCUGGGUCGUCUACGCCAGCAGCAGCACCAACAACACGCUCGUCGUCAAGUUCCACGAGCGUGCCAUGCAGGCCGAGCGCGUCUGGAACCUCACGCUCGACCACCGCACCGUGGGCGAGAUGUUCAUCGUGUGCGGCGUCCUGUACGCGGUGAACAGCGUCAGCGAAGCGACCACGCGCAUCGCGUUCGCGUUCGACCUCUACGAGGAAGAGGCGCUCGAGCUGGCGCUCAACUUCAGCAACCCGUUCCGCAACACCUCCAUGGUGAGCUACAACCCGAGCGACGGCGCCAUCUACACUUGGGACAUGGGACACCAGCUGCUGUACCCGCUGCUCUUCGCAAACUCCACGUCGUCGCACGCUGCCAGUUGAGUGGUCGUGCCCGCCGCUGUCCUGCUGCUCGCCUUCGCCGCCGUCACUCGCCUCUGACCGUGGCCUUGCCGGCCUUCGAGCCGCGCGGACGCUACGCAGGGCGUGCUCGCCUCGUUUUCACCGCGUGGUCAGCGCCGUCAGCAAACCGGUCUGCGUUGUGGCUACGAACGUCGCGCCAACGAAUGUGCUGUUCCACUGCGUGACGCCGAGGAGCUGCCCCGCUGUGUUUUCCAUACAAUGCCGCACUCACUGUUCAGUGUCAGUUUGUGUUCUAGAGCACUGAAGCUAUUCGUGCUCGCCCCGUCUUAACUACGUGUUGUUGCGCCAACAAUGGUCGUGUGAGAAAAAGCACCGUUCGCACCUGCGUCGCCGAGAAAUUAGGUUGUGCUUCGCAUUUCAUGUAGUCUUUUGUUCAGUGCGACGUUUUGUGCUGACUGACGAGACAUCUUUUCCCGAUUAAUGCGAGCGGCCGCUCAGGGCCUGUCCCAUACUGACGUCGUAGGGGGCUCUUGUUGCAUCCACGAUUGAAGCGCUUGUGAGUUCCCUGUGGUAUCUGCGACAAAUAGGGAGCAAUAAUCUUGUUUGCAAAGUUCCGCAGAACGUGAUGGUGAAAUCAAGUCGAUCGACUUUUAUUCUCCUGUCGCCACACAGCUGUGCACAGUGUUUACCACAACCAGUGGACCGCGGCGCUUCGGCGCUACUUCUACGAUACGAUGUCAUAAAUGUCACUUCGUUUGAUAUCAUUCCUAACUCGGCGGAGUCGUUUCGAAGAAGCUCGCUGCAAACGCUUAGUCUGAUUUUGAUGAUGAAACGGACUGACUAAGACGACGUAGUGAAUUUAAGUUUCUGUAUAUAAGCUGUGAAGAAGACCACAAGCUGAUUUUAAUCCGCACAGAGCCGUGAAAAACAAUAAUUAAUCACUGUUUAUUUUUAAUUCCCUCUUCCGCUCUGUAAAUGGCACAUGCACGCAGUUCCUAUAAUUUAUAAGGAAAAUAACUAUUUUGCCAGCACUCAUUGCCCUACUCAGGGGCGCUCGGUAUUUUGGUCAGACAAGUUCAAGUUUCGCAAAGUUUGACUACUUCACCGCCUGUCAUCCACGAGAACACUGCACAUGGCGUUUUAUGCUGCCUACCUCAAAAGUUCGUUAUUACACUCGAAUAAAAUAAAACGACAACACUAGAAAAAUUCUGGAAGAAGGAAUGUAGCGUACAGUCUUCGGACGGGCAUGUCAUCUAAAGCGCUAGAAGCGAUUUCCGAAUAGACUGCUUUUAUAAGCUCGCACCAAAGGUGUGUUUCCCGUUGGAGAGACUCGAGAACUGCUGGAAACGACGUCGCGUCCGAAGGCGCAACACGAUGUUUUGACAAGGCACAAGUAGUUUCUGUCCGGUCGCAUGACAGCGCUCGUUUCUUCGCGUUCCUCACAACAGUACCCCCUCCUCUCACACCGCCCUCCACUUUCUUUCGUGCUUCUCGUCUUCUCUUCUUCUGUAUGCGCUGCAGCUAGGUCGAGUGCUUCUUCAGAGACCCAAAAAGUAAGUGAAGACAGAAGAUAAGCGAAGGCCAUUGAAAACGGCCGCUAUCGAACGGCCGCACUAGGUUCUGCACGUCGAAUGCUUCCCCUACCCGCGCACACGGUCGGCGUUUUUGUGUUCGCGACCCGAGUUCGCCGCCGCGUCCGCGUUCAAGCGGGAGCGCGGAAGGUUGUAAGAAAAGCGGGGCAAAUAAGUCGGACCGUAAGCACGGAAACGCCUCGCAGUAACGUCGUAGAUCUACUAAAGUGCACACAUCACGGCCUCGCCGGAUUUUUUUUCUCUCUCUUCUCUCGCACUCUUUUAUUUUCCGUUUCUAAAUUGAAGAACGUGCUCGGAAUCCUUUUCUUCUUUUUACCCGUGCCCGGCGCACAACAGGUUUCCGAGGCGCGUGCGUCUCCGCCCGGCGAGGAAGCCGGUUAUCGACCGCGCCCCGCGGGGUCGCGGACGCGAUUGAAAGCCGAGCACAAGAGGACGACGCCGCGCAGCGCUUGUCUCACUCUCAAGUGCCGCGACCUCGGGGAGCGAUGUAAGGGGAGGAAUAACGCGAUUCAACUGCGAAAUCCGGCGCGAGGACGCGAUCUCCCAAGCGACUGAUUCCCUUCUCUCCACGCGCCGCCGACGAACAAGAAAAUUGAAUGAACCAAGAGAGAGCAAAGAUCAUAACAGAGCGAAACGCCACAACUCGGGCGAAACCAAAACGAGAUCAGAGGCUGCGCCGAGUGUGCCGAAAAAGCAGUUCUAAGCGCUUCUUGCGUGCCUCGAGAGCUUGAAAAUUGUUGCCUCCUUGUGCAUUCUUUUGUUCGUUCUUUUGCGCGUAUACCUGCUUCAGCUGGCACCCUUUCUGAAAGCGUCUUCCAGAUAUGUCUCUGCGCGCAGCGUACGCUCGAAAGCUGUCGUCAGUCGCGUGCACCGCAUUAAUCUGCUUCUGGCCGCGCUGAGCUUGUUUGGCUCCCUUCCUCCCAUUUGUGUGCCCGAGAAAGUGAGUAAAAAAAGGAGGGCAAUCACUCACCUAUACGUGGAAUGUUCAACCGAGCGAGCGACGGCACGCGUUUUGUACACUGCGCAAUAAAACGAGUGCUGUGUUGUUGUUCGUGUU